Messenger RNA from Leptidea sinapis, 5214 nucleotides. It is a transcript of the gene Syx7, whose product is annotated as syntaxin-7. Lineage: Eukaryota; Metazoa; Arthropoda; Insecta; Lepidoptera; Pieridae. Bases 206 to 979 code for a protein of 257 amino acids. The transcript has 8 exons. Gene Ontology annotation, molecular function: SNAP receptor activity; SNARE binding. Gene Ontology annotation, cellular component: synaptic vesicle; SNARE complex; endomembrane system. Gene Ontology annotation, biological process: vesicle-mediated transport; vesicle fusion; intracellular protein transport. The record is from RefSeq and is a predicted model, not a curated record.
UACCCGACUUUGUGAAUCUUGAUAUGAACGUUGUGUUAUAUUUGAUUUUGUAGUCAUUUUAAUAUUCUGUUCAUUAUUACGGUAUAAUAAAAUUCACCAGGUUUAUGUGUUAGUUAAUUAUAUUAUCACGGUUUUUUUCGUUUUUUGCGUUUCAUACACAUACUUCAUCUUAGUGGUUUACCGAGGAAAAGUAAGAACAUCAACAAUGGAUUCAUCGUAUCAGGGAGGUGUUGCCCAUGAAGAGGCUGACGAAUUUCAGCGUCUGUCGCAAACAAUAGCAAGCAAUAUAAAGAAGAUUUCCCACAAUGUGUCUUCUAUGUCAAAAAUGGUUAACCAAUUGCAAACUCCUCAAGAUUCACAGGAACUUAGAAAGCAGUUGCGGCAAAUACAAAACUAUACCCAGAAAAUGGCAAAAGAUACAUCUUCCAUGAUAAUGGAGAUAAUGAAAAUGAAAACUGAUAAGGCAACUAAUCGGCUGACAAGGGAAAGACUCAGCGAUGAAUACAUUGCCACACUUAAUGCAUUCCAGAGUACUCAGCGAAUAGCAGCCCAAAAAACAAAGGAAGACGUGAAAAAGGUGAAGGCUCAAAACAUCGGUAUUGAUGCUUUUGCCUCAGGUAGCCAAAAGGAUUUGGUGGAAAUGGGUGCGGCUAGGAAACAGGAACAAAUGACUCUGCAAUCUGAGAGAGAGCUUGUGGAGCUAGAACAACGCGAGAGUGAUAUCAAACAACUCGAGAAUGAUAUAAUGGAUGUGAAUCAGAUUUUCAAAGAGCUUGGUGCAAUGAUACACGACCAAGGUACAAUAGUAGACUCUAUUGAGUCCAAUGUUGAGUACACAUCACAAAAUAUUGAGAGUGGAGUUCAGGAAUUGAGACAGGCUGCAAACUAUAAGAACAAAAUGCGGAAGAAGAAGGUGUACUUAACACUUAUUGUCUUGAUUAUUAUUUCCAUAAUAAUCAUAGCUAUCUUCUAUCAUUAAUGGAAUUCAUUCCGUGUAAUUCCAUCCAUAAUUAUACUCCACAGCACUCAUUUAUUUAUAUAUAAUCAAUGUAGAUAAGAAUUUGUACUUUUGCAUUGUUUGUACUAUUACCACGUUACCAAGGCUUAUUGUUUGUCCAUUAAACAAAUUUUAUUUAAAUUGAAUUAAUUUUAAAGGAUUUAAACCACAUGUAUUGUAUGUUUACACGAGCUAUUUGAUAAAAGUUAGGAAUAUUGGUUUUUAUUUGUAAAUUGGAUUUUUUUACUAUCAAACAUCAAUAUCAUGUCUAUAUUUUAAAUUGAAGUAACUGCAAUAUGGUGAAGAUAAAAUUUUUAUUAUUUAUUUAUAUACUUACACAUUCUUUUCCACAUUUAUAAGUAAGUCUAUUAUGGUAUUGACGAACACUGUUAGUGAUACAAGUGAUGUUAUAUUAAGCCAAAGAAUCUAAUACAGAUAAUUAUAUAAUAAGACUGCACUGACAGUUUUUGCCAAACUAAAUUUAGAUCAUAUUGCUGUGAUUAUAAGGUUUUAUUGCAAUGUAUUGUCUAAGAAAAUAACAACCAGCCAAGUAAGAGAUUUGUAGCAAGUUUUACCAGUGGGAGGUUCCUUUGCACAGGAUGCUAGCUAGAUUAUGGGUACCACAACGGCGCCUAUUUCUGCCGUGAAGCAGUAAUGUGUGAGCAUUCCUGUGUUUCGGUCUGAAGGGCGCCGUAGCUAGUGAAAUUACUGGGCAAAUGAGACUUAACACCUUAUGUCUCAAGGUGACGAGCGCACUUGUAGUGCCACUCUGAAUUUUUGGGGUUUUUCAAUUAUUUUCAGCGGAACUGCAUUGUUAUGGGCAGGGCGUAUCAAUUACCAUCGGCUGAACGUCCUGCUCGUCUCGUCCCUUAUUUUCAUAAAAUAAAUAUUUCGCUAUAAUUAGCGUAAAUAUUAAUAAUUUCAAUAUAUACUAAAUAAUCGAACUAUCACGUCUAGUUUUUCUUUCUUUCUUUCAAGUUUUUAUAAUAUGUAGUUUGUCUUUUAGAAAAAAAAAGAUUAAUUUAAUUUGAUUACAUUUCUAUUGGACACUUAAUCAACCAUUAAUGUUUCCUCUAUAUUGAUAGAAUCUUACAAACUCCUUGCCAGUCCAAUCUCACUGGGUUUGUCUUGGUCUUGUCAAUGUGUUCCCUUUCCUAAAGAAUUAUCCCUAAUUUCUUUUAUUAUAAGAAAACCCUGAUCUAACAUGAUCUAAUUGGUUUAAUUUUAUUAUGUAUAUAAGUGUUUUAUUUUAAAUGUUAUCAUAGGUAAUGCUCAUUUUGAAAUAGGUGUGUUUUUACCAGUAUUGUCAUGUCACACAUUUCACAAUGUGAAAGGUCCAGUGAUUAAAUUGCUUUGCUCAGAUUUAUUGAUUGCGAGUGUGACAUCAAGUUAUAUCCGAACAGUAAAGUUUGAAUAGUGUUAACUUCAAGUUAGAUUUUUUUUAUGUAAGUAUACAAUGAUUUCAUAAACUGACAGUCUAAAACAUUUAAAUUAUUCAUUUAACCAUUGUUGUUGUUCUGUUAAAUAUAACAUUAAUAUUCCUUAUAAGUAUGUAGUGUAUGUUUUUAUUUCUUUCUGUUUGUUAAUUAUUCGUCGUAAGUUUUAUCAAUUAAAAUAUUGUGUAUGUUUUAAAUUGAUUUAAGCAGUUUUAUACUAUGACAAAAUAAAAACAUAUGUCUUUGAAGGAAAACUUCUUUAGAAUCGUUGUGAUUUCAAACCGGAUGCAACGGAAAAAACGACAGGUAAAAGACACAAAUACAAAAAUGUGUACGAUGAAGCCGGCAAGGAAUGAGACAGAAAUAUGACGCGAGUAGGUAUACCUUAAUAUAUUCUUAUGUCAUACGCACGACCUAUAACUGCAUAGACACCAGAAGAACAUAAAUAUGGUAGCCGUGUUAGUAAUGUCUCUCAUAGCGGUUGAAAUCAUGUGUCAUCCUAGCAACAUGUACCAGGACUUCAUAUGCAGUUUAGAGGUUCAUGCACAAUGCAGGAUUCACUUCUGACAUGUGUACUUUGUACACACGCAAUUUUUUAAUCUAUGUUUUUCGUUAGUGUUCUAAAUAAGAAAAAUAUUGUCUUGUUAUAAUAAUUUACGGUAGUAGUAUAAUCUACAGCCAUGCAAAUUCAAAUUCGUAAAGUAUUGUGUGUCCUAUUUAUAUAGCAAUAGGUGCAGUAUUUAAACAGCUGGUUUUAGCUGGCUAGUAGUGCCUGGGUUGUUAGCCUUUUAUUUCAAUUUAUUGAAAUAGGCGUAUUGUGCGGAAAUCCACUAUUAUUCAAAUGUUGUGAGCCUUCUUGAGUUGAAAAUCCGCUAAGACUCUCGUGUCAGUCUCGUCUCGUGCCAGAAUUUGGCGAGUCAACAUCUCCUGUGGAAUUUACACUCACGAAGGCUAACAACAUUUGAAUCCUUUCAUUUCGUAUUUUAGUAGAAUUUAUUUAUAUCAAAACGUAGUGUUGAGUUAAUUAUUUGCGACAUAAUAUAUUAACAGUUAAUUUAUAUGGUGGUUGACUUACAAUAUGGCCAGGAAUAGUCUUUUUAAAUUAAGUUUUUAUUAGUUUUGUAAAUAGUACAAGUCCCUAUUUAUAGUAGUAUGUGUAUUAUAAUGAACCUUUUUAGCUAAGUUUACCCAUGGGAGGCUCCUUUGCUCAGGAAGCCGGCUAGAUUAUGGGUACCACAACGGCGCCGAUUUCUGCCGUGAGGCAGUAAUGUGUAAACAUUACUGUGUUUCGGUCUGAAGGGCGCCGUAGCUAGUGAAAUUACUGGGCAAAUGAGACUUAUUAUCUUAUGUCUCAAGGUGACGAGCGAAAUUGUGGUGUAGCUCAGAAGUUUUCGGUUCUUCAAGAAUCCUGAGCGGCACUGCAUUGUAAUGGGUAGGGUGUAUCAAUUACCAUCAGUUGAACGUCCUGCUCGUCUCGUCCCUUAUUUUAAUAAAGAAAAAAAGGUUUGAUAAUGUAAACCGUAUACUGUUAUGAAUUUCACUCUUAGGUAUAUAUUUAAAUGUUUUAUAUAAGAGUAGUGUUAUUUGUAUUACAUUAUUUUGCUUGUCUAUGACUGAUUGCAACUGUUGUUAUGUAAUAAUUUUCAAAAUUGAAUAUUACUAUAAAUUCUGGAUUAAUAUAAUGGAAUGACGUCCAUAGAAAUAUAUAAAAAGGAAUUCUUAUUUUAUAAAAAAAACUUUGUGUCAUUAGUUUGCCACUACAGUUUCAGUCAUUAGGAAUAGUAUUAAUUAUAUGUUUAUAUUAAAAAGAAAUCCGUUUAUUUUUUAUAAAUUUAAUUGUGUAAGAUACAUAUUCAUACGGGCAUUCCAAUGUAAUUCCAAUACUUGAACAAUUGCUCAGCCCAAUUAAUUAAUUUAUCCUAAGAAUAUUUAAACAUUAUGUCCCUUAAUAUUUUCCAUGCUAUCGUUUCUAUACUUCUGCUUUUUUUUUGGCAAAAAAAUAGCACUUAAUAAAAAUUGUCAUUUUAUUUUACUGUUGUCUUUCUUUAAUUUUUCAAAGCUAUGUUAUUUAUUUCAUUUAGAUAAAAAGAUAGGUAUGUUUAAUUAACUGUUUUCUUUUCCCUUCACAAGUUUUAUUUCAAAUGUAUAUAUAUACUCGCUUGGUGUAUAUGUAACAUAGUAACAUAGGUAAUGUGUAUUCAACUAUUUAUGAAAAUUAAAUGAACUGUACUUUACUUUAACCCCCUUAUUCAUAAUACUCUGCUAACUUAAAGCAUUGCUAAUUCUCACUCUGUCUUCUUCUAUUGACCUAAGUCAGAAUGAGAAAAAACACUCCUAAGCGGCUGUUUAAAGUUAGCGGACCAUUAUGAAUAAGGGGGUAAAUGUUCAGUGAUUUAUCUAUGUGUCAAGAUUUCUAUCUGUAUAAUAAGUCUGUAAUGAAUAAAAUAAGAUCUAUAAUUAGUUCCAUAAAAUCCGUAAGGGCCGCUACUUAGCGUCCAUACAAAAAUUUGCUUAGUGACUAAGUAAGUAUUUUAUAUUUAUACUAAGAUAGUAUUUUAAAAUUUUUUACUUAUAAUUCGUUAAGAUAUAUUAUACAGAUAGUCAUUUCAAUUGAUAAUUAAACCCUUUAUUCCGUUCAAAUACUAGCAUAUUUACUGCAGUUCUGAAUAAGACGAAUUCAUACUAUUUUAUUAUUAUUUUUAUUGUAAUAAUUGCUAGACUCGUAUAUUUACUUAGGUGAAGGUGUAUUGUUUAUUUUGAAAUAUACUAACCAAUCAAACA